Messenger RNA from Protopolystoma xenopodis, 507 nucleotides. The record is from the annotation of a GenBank genome assembly. NCBI's taxonomy places the organism in Eukaryota, Metazoa, Platyhelminthes, Monogenea, Polystomatidea, Polystomatidae.
AUGCGGUAUCUUACCAUAUUAAAAGCUACUUCUGAAAGACCUGGAAAAGGGGAAGAAGAGGAGGAAUGGAAGCAGCACUUUAAUCUAACAACACAAAUUUGUUGUGGUGCACAGGUUUUAGAUCUACUUUGGAGCGAUCCUUCUCCGCAGCUAGGAUGUUCAGCUAACCUUGUUAGAGGAGGAGGCUGCGCAUUUGGCCCUGAUGUCACAAAACGUAUUCUUGAGAGUCAAGGACUUAGAUUGCUGAUUAGGUCCCAUGAAUGCAAACCAGAUGGCUUUGAGUGGACACAUGAUGGUCUCGUACUUACGAUAUUCUCAGCCUCGAAUUAUUAUAGUGAAGGAUCAAACCGGGGCGCCUAUGUCAAACUCGAAGGCGAAAACGUUGUGCCACGAAUAGUUCAAUAUAUUUCUAGUUCAGAUAAGGAGAAUAGCAAAAGAACCUUGUCUGAAAGCCCAUUUUGGGGAUGUAAAUACCUACCAAAUACUGAUUUGGAGACGUGUGUAUGA